CGGAAGUGAUGUCGCGCUCGAUAAGGAGGCUUGUAUAGACAGCGGAGAAGGGGAGGACGGGAAGGAUGGUGGACUGAUCGAAGGGUUGUUUUGUACGGAAGGUACACAGGGCCCUUCGGAAGGGAUGGAUUCUCUCUUGGCCUCGGCCAGCCGCUCCGAGGAUGAGGACUCGUCUACCGGACACAAGAGGAGCCUCUCUCAGGGGUCCGGCCUCAUCCCCAAGAGGAGGAGCUCGUCCAGAUUUAUUAAGCGAAAGAAGUUUGAUGAUGAAUUGGUGGAGAGCAGUCUUGCUAAAUCUACUAGUCGGGCACGUGGGCCCAGUGGAGGAGAGCCAGGGCGAUGUUCAGGCAGCGAACCUUCAUCUAAUGAGAAGAAGAAGCAAGUUUGUAAGACUGUUACCACACCAGCUCCACCAUCUCCUACUCCAAGUCCUAGCAUUACUAAACGGAUAAAGAAGAGUAAGCAGCCUCUGCAGGUCACCAAGGAUCUAGGAAGAUGGAAACCAGCUGAUGAUCUCCUACUUAUUAACACCGUGCUACAGACUAAUGAUCUACAGUCUGUGCACCUUGGAGUCAAGUUCAGCUGUCGUUUCACACUGAGUGAAAUACAGGAGCGAUGGUAUGCUCUGCUCUAUGACCCCGUCAUCUCCAAGCUAGCAUGUCAGGCAAUUCGACAGUUACACCCAGAAGCCAUUGCUGCCAUCCAGAGCAAGGUUCUGUUCAGUAAAGCAGAAGAGCAGUUGCUGAGUACAGUGAGCUCUAGCUCACAGCCCACACUGGAGAUCUUUCAGGAUUUAUUGACCAAACAUCCAGAUGUUUUCUAUUUGUCACGUACAGCUAAGUCCCUGCAGGUCCAUUGGCAGCUUAUGAAGCAAUACUAUCUUCUAGACGACCAGACAGUUCAACCAUUACCCAAAGGAGAUCAAGUGCUAAACUUUUCUGAUGCAGAAGAUAUGCUGGAUGACACCAAACUUAGAGACACCCGAGAUGAAGUUUUAGAACAUGAGCUGACUGUAGCUGAUCGUCGUCAGAAAAGAGAGAUCCGUCAGCUGGAACAAGAGCUACAUCGGUGGCAGGUUCUUGUGGACAGCAUUACUGGAAUGAGCUCUCCGGACUUUGAUACUCAAACACUGGCAGUAUUACGAGGGCGCAUGGUGCGGUAUUUGAUGAGAUCUCGGGAGAUAACACUUGGGAGAGCCACAAAGGACAACCAGAUUGAUGUGGACCUGUCACUGGAAGGCCCGGCUUGGAAGAUUUCCCGUAAGCAAGGGGUCAUCAAACUAAAAAACAAUGGAGACUUUUUCAUCGCAAAUGAGGGAAGACGAGCUCUGUACAUUGAUGGUCGGCCUGUGCUACCAGGAAACAAGUGGAAGCUAAGUCACAACUCUGUAGUAGAGAUAUCUGGCCUCCGCUUUGUGUUCCUUAUCAAUCAAGAUCUCAUAGCCCUCAUUAAAGCAGAAGCAGCUAAAAUGAUCCAGUCUUGAAAGCGGUGUCCUGUGCUGAGACAUGAAGACACGGGAACCCGAUGACUUGCGUAUUUAUACAAUCUUGCAUCCUUCUGUGGAACGUGAACUAGAUCCUGAGGCCAGCAGAGCUCUGACAGAGAACUCAUUGUUACAAAGAGGUUCCAUCCAGCAUUCUGGGUCGCCUUGUGUCUAGCUUGUAAAAUAUAAAUAUUGCAGUUUGUGAUAUAUACCAGAAGGUAUUUUCUGUUUAUUUUUGUUUGUUUUGCUGUCAUUUAAUGUGAGUUUUUCUUACCCUCUCCAUGCUUGUAUAAAAUGGACCAUGAUUUGUAAAAAAAAAAAUAUUGUGCUGUGGGUUUUUUUUUUAUAUUGAGACAUUUGUUAGUUGAGAUCAAUU
This is a messenger RNA of Rana temporaria (common frog), 1859 nucleotides long. RefSeq names its product microspherule protein 1 (gene MCRS1). The transcript has 13 exons. NCBI's taxonomy places the organism in Eukaryota, Metazoa, Chordata, Amphibia, Anura, Ranidae. Gene Ontology annotation, biological process: positive regulation of transcription by RNA polymerase II. The record is from RefSeq and is a predicted model, not a curated record. Gene Ontology annotation, molecular function: protein binding; G-quadruplex RNA binding. Gene Ontology annotation, cellular component: Ino80 complex; NSL complex; MLL1 complex. Bases 125 to 1483 code for a protein of 452 amino acids.